CCAACUCGGACAGCGAUAAAAUCAAAAUGGCGAAAAACAAGGUUGUCAAAACGUGUCCAUGAACUGCAGCUUUUAAUCUUGGUGUUAGUGGCUAAGCAUUCUAUUAUAAUGCCUAACUGGUUGUUCAAUCAAGAGGGGAUACUUCGAACACCUUCUAGACUAGAUGGAAUUGAUUAUUCAACAGAAUGUCGGUACCGAAAAGAGGCCACGAGGUUCAUCGUUGAUUGCGGUAACAAAAUGGGACUACGAUAUGACACCAUGGCUACAGGAGCUGUGUAUUUUCACAGGUUUUAUAUGAUACAAUCCUUCAAAAACUUUUCACGUUGGGUAACUGGUGCUGCUUGUUUAUUUCUUGCUGGAAAAGUAGAAGAAACACCUAAAAAAUGUCGUGAUAUCAUCAAAACAGCAAAAACUCUAUUAACAGAACAGCAGUUUGAAUCAUUUGGUGAAGAUCCAAAGGAGGAAGUGAUGGUUUACGAAAGAGUUUUAUUACAGACAAUCAAAUUUGACUUACAAGUAGACCAUCCAUAUUCCUGUCUUCUCAAGUUUGGAAAAGCACUUAAAGGUGAUAGGGAAAAAUUGAACAAGCUUGUACAGAUGGCAUGGACCUUUAUUAAUGAUAGUCUGUCAACCACCCUGUGCUUGAGAUAUAAACCUGAAACCAUUGCUGUCGCAAUGCUGGCUCUAGCUGCCAAGUUCAACAAUUAUGACUUGCAGUCUGCUACUGGAGUUCAAGCCAAACACUGGUGGACAUCGUUUGCAAAAAGUGUUAAUGAAGGAACAGUCUCAGAAAUUAUUGACAUGAUGUUGGUGCUUUAUGGUGGUAAGAAGAAAGAAAAAGAAAAAGAAAGGAUAUUAGAAGAUACAAGUGCUUGUUCAUCUGCAGCUUCUAGUCCUUCUGUUACUUACAGCCCUCCAAUCAAGAAAAGAAAACCAAUGCCGUCGUCAGAAACAAAACAAAAUAAUUCAUCAGAAUCAAAACAAGCUCCUCUCCCAUCAGCAUUGCCACCAUCAAUAACACAGCAAUCAAGUCAGUCAUCAACCCAAUUACAAGUUGAAAACAUUAGUCCAGCUCCUCCAACUACAACUAAAACUCCAGCCACAACAUUAACUACUGAACCUUCCAGGCCCACACAGUCAGUAGACACAUCUUUCAAUAAUUCUUCAAGCAGUUCAGUUCCCAAACUUCCAAAUGUCACUCAAGCAAGUGUUGUCACUGUUACCCAAUACACCAACUCUGGUGCGACAUAUGGAAGCACAUUAUCAUCAUCUGGUGUUCCCUUAGUAACUGUUGGUUCAUACAUGACAAACCUACAUUAUCCAGCAGCACAGGGUUUGCACAUGGGAACAAUAUAUACAGGUCAGGCUUAUCCAACACAAGGACUUACCCAGCCAAUACAGUACCAACAAAGUCAGCUACAACCACAGCCUACAGGUUUCUCUGCUCCUCCUCUUCAGCCAGGGGGUACUAUGUAUGGAAUUCCCCCCAGGAGUCUAGGCAGCCUGCAGAAUCCUCAAAACUUGGGAAUGGGCCAGUCACCCAUGAGAGCGCCUUUGCCACCCAUGCCACCAAAUAUGCAACCUGUACAACACCCUCAAGGAAGGGCUGAUUUUCCUUGGCCACAGCAGUUUGGAGCCCCACCUUCACAGAACCAAGGAAUGAGAGGAGGAUGGAUGCCCAGAUAACCUCAUUGAUAACAUCUUGGUUUACAAGAAGAUUAAACUUGAGUUUGGUUUUUGGCACUUGCUUGCAGUUGUAAAGGUAUCUGCAACUAUGACAUACCUUCAAAUAACAAGGACAUUAAGUAGAAAAGAAAAAGUAGGAACAUACUGUAAUGCAAUGGAUAACUAAUUUUCAACAUAAAUGCAAGGACAUUUAUUAAAAGGUUGAGGUCAAAUGAAUAAGUACUAAAGAUGUAAGUACAAAAAUUAGGUAUUUAAAAUCCCUUGUACAGUAUGCUGUCAAAGUGAAGAUUAAAAGAAAAGAUCAAGCAUUAAGAAGAAGAAACUGAAAGGUAAAUCAUUUGGACAUAAUAAAGUUUCUUAUUGAUCUGCAUUGGACUACAAACUGUAUGGUAAGUAGGGGACUAUAACCAACAAACCCUACUCAUUUUUGAUGUGAUUCCACACCACCCCAAAUUAAGUUAAGAGCCAAGUGCAAUCAUAGUCCAAUAUUGUAAUGGCCGCUAUGUUGGGUUACAUAACCAAAACAUAAUGAGAAAUGUUUGCUUUCACAUUAAAAACAGUCCUGAUAAAUA
Actinia tenebrosa (Australian red waratah sea anemone) is the source of this 2258-nucleotide messenger RNA. RefSeq lists its product as uncharacterized. The record is from RefSeq and is a predicted model, not a curated record. Gene Ontology annotation, molecular function: cyclin-dependent protein serine/threonine kinase regulator activity. NCBI's taxonomy places the organism in Eukaryota, Metazoa, Cnidaria, Anthozoa, Actiniaria, Actiniidae. Gene Ontology annotation, biological process: regulation of transcription by RNA polymerase II.